AUGUCCCCAACAAAAAAUCCUUCACUUGGUUCAAAUUCUAGUGAAACUGAGAAAACUGCAACCCUUAGUCAACCGAGUACCAGCAGAGCUAUCGUGAAUGUAAUCUGUAAGCAAAUAAUUCCUCCCAACCGAGUCGUAGUUACAAACAAUUUGUUAAGAAGCUUAUGCACUAGCAAGAAAGGGUAA
Messenger RNA from Acanthoscelides obtectus, 186 nucleotides. NCBI's taxonomy places the organism in Eukaryota, Metazoa, Arthropoda, Insecta, Coleoptera, Chrysomelidae. The record is from the annotation of a GenBank genome assembly.